GUGCGCCGUGCAGCAGCCCCAGCACGUAUUCCCUGAGGCCGACUCGAUCCGGCACCAGCACUCUGUGUCGGCCUACAUAUACCAAUCGAUCUCCCAAACAAUCCCCACUCCCAUCAUCGAUCUGCACUCUGCGGACCAACGCCAGUUACACUAGAGCACAGAGAGAGAGAGAGAGAGAGAGAGAGGGAGGGAGAUGGAGGUGGCGGCGACCUUGUGCUGCGUCUGCGUGGGGGCGUGCACCCUGGCGCUGUACCUCUACCACGUCCUCUGGCUGGCGCCCGAGAGGCUGCGCGCCGCGCUGAGGAUGCAAGGGGUCGGCGGCCCGCGCCCGUCCUUCCCCUACGGCAACCGCGCCGAGAUGAGGCAGGCGGCUGCCGAAGCCAAGGCGGCGGCGGCGGCGGCGGCGUCUCAACGCGGCAUCGUGCACGACUACCGGCCCGCCGUGUUUCCCUACUACGAGAAGUGGAGGAAAGAGCACGGCCCGAUGUUCAGCUACUCGAUCGGGAACAUGGUGUUCCUGCACGUCAGCCGGGCGGACGUGGUCCGGGACCUGAGCCUCUGCGUGUCGCUGGACCUGGGCAAGAGCUCGUACAUGAAGGUGACGCACCGGCCCCUCUUCGGCGACGGCAUCCUCAAGUCCAGCGGCGAGGCCUGGGCGCACCAGCGGAGGCUCAUCGCUCCCGAGUUCUUCCCCGACAAGGUCAAGAGCAUGGUGGAUCUCAUGGCGGUCUCUGCGCGGGCGCUGGUGGAGUCGUGGGAGGACAUGCUGCUCGGCGAGAUCAGCAAUGGAGUCUUCUUGGAACUUAGGAUCGACGACGACAUCCGGGCAUACUCCGCCGACGUGAUCUCCAGGACGUGCUUCGGGAGCAGCUACGUCAAGGGCAAGGAGAUCUUUGCGAUGAUCAGGGAGAUGCAGAAGACGGUGUCGAAGACGAACUUGCUGGCCGAGAUGACUGGCCUGAGUUUCCUCCCGACGAGGAGCAACCGGGAGGCGUGGAGGCUUAAGAGGCUGGUGCGCGAGCUGAUACUGGACGUCGUGAGGGAGAGCGGGGAUGACGACAGGAACCUGCUGAACGCGAUGCUCCGCAGCGCGGCCAGCUCCGGCAUGGCGAGCGCCCGCAGCGCGGCGGCGGAGGACUUCAUCGUGGACAACUGCAAGAACAUCUACUUCGCCGGGUACGAGAGCACGGCCGUUACCGCUGCCUGGUGCAUGCUGCUCCUGGCGCUGCAUCCGGAGUGGCAGGACCGGGUGCGCGACGAGGUGCGGCAUGCCUGCGCCGGCUCGGCACCGGACUUCACGUCUCUCCAGAAGAUGAAGAAGCUCACGAUGGUGAUCCAGGAGACGCUGCGGCUGUACCCGGCCGGCUCGGUGGUGUCGCGGCAAGCGCUCCGCGACAUCACCCUCGGCGGCGUGCGCGUGCCGGCGGGUGUGAACAUCUACGUGCCGGUCUCGACGGUGCACCUGGACCCGGAGCUGUGGGGCCCCGACGCGCGGGAGUUCGACCCGGGGCGGUUCGCGGACGCGCGGCCGCAGCCGCACGCGUACCUGCCGUUCGGCGCCGGCGCGCGCACCUGCCUCGGGCAGAGCUUCGCCAUGGCAGAGCUCAAGGUCGUGCUCGCGCUCGUGCUCGCCAGGUUCGAGCUGCGCCUGUCGCCGAGGUACGAGCACUCGCCGGCGCUCAGGCUCAUCGUGGAGCCGGAGCACGGCGUGCGGCUCGUGCUGAAGAACGUGGAGCCCAGCUGCCCAAUGCCCAGGAGCAUCUAGCUGGGCCUGAUGGGAGACCGCAAGUUGAUGUGCUGCUUGUUUUCGUGCAUUUUGGGCCUCGUUUAAAUACUAUUUUUGGCACCUUUAAUAAUCUGGUACACAUGGUGACGAUGGAAUUGCCGCAAUCGCCCGCACAGAUUGGGUUGGUUGGUUCGGAAUGUCGGGGGUGGGUGACAACAAAUUUGUCAUUCUGUACUAUAUUGAGUGAUUCAAGUAGUUUUAUAUGUCAAUGAAAAAUCGAAUUGAUACA
This is a messenger RNA of Phragmites australis (common reed), 2015 nucleotides long. RefSeq names its product cytochrome P450 714B1-like. Lineage: Eukaryota; Viridiplantae; Streptophyta; Magnoliopsida; Poales; Poaceae. Bases 194 to 1765 code for a protein of 523 amino acids. The transcript is spliced from 3 exons. Gene Ontology annotation, molecular function: monooxygenase activity; heme binding; oxidoreductase activity, acting on paired donors, with incorporation or reduction of molecular oxygen. The record is from RefSeq and is a predicted model, not a curated record.